AUGGCUACUGCUCGAUUACGGUCAUUUCUACAUACUAAACGCCAAGAAGAUACUCCCUCACAAUUUCCCAUCAAAAGAUCCACCAUUUCAUUCCCUUCAAGGCAGGCCUUCAAGGAGAACAAUAACAUCGACUGCCAAGCGAACAUUGACUCUGUGAAAAGAUCAACUACUCUCUCUCGUGUAAAGCGAUUCGGCUCUCUCUUAACCCGUAACAGCAGUGGUCGGUAUAAAAUCAGCACAUCUUUUAGAGAAGAGGAUACACUUACACCUUUCUCGCUUGACUUUGAUGCUUCAAUUCUUACCAAACCUUCUAGCAACAUAACAUCCAGGUCCUCCUCACAUAUUGUGACAAAUAGCAUAAAUAGUGAUGAUUCCGAAGAAGAAAACUUGAUUACACCUACACAGUCGACUACAUCAUUUUUCAGCAGUGGUUCGGAAAAGAUCUUGGUAAAUAAUGAGGAUGGCAAUGAAGGAGACACUUUUACAACGGAGAAGAUCAUUCAGAAACAAACUAAAUCCUUCUUUACACCAAUUGUUACUUUGACCAAAGCAGAGCAACAGCAAGUAUUUUGCGGCAUUUCCUCAGCAACAACCAAAAUUGAAAUAGAUCAGUCACUUAAGAGUUCUAUUAAAGAAACAUAUUUUGCUGCUGAAGUCGAAACGGAGGUAGUUAGAAUGCCAACAACAGUGCCGCAAUCUGUUUCUGAUCAUAACAUUGCAAUGUCUGAGGUAUCGCUGGUUCGAACCGAAUUACAGCUUGCUUUUGAAAUGAUCGAUAAAAAACUCGAGGAAGAGCUCGAUUCCCGGCAUUCACAAAUGUCUCGAAAUAUCUAUGCCAAGCCUAUUUAUACCUUCUAA
This is a messenger RNA of Mycotypha africana, 858 nucleotides long. RefSeq lists its product as uncharacterized. The record is from RefSeq and is a predicted model, not a curated record. The transcript has a single exon. NCBI's taxonomy places the organism in Eukaryota, Fungi, Mucoromycota, Mucoromycetes, Mucorales, Mycotyphaceae. Bases 1 to 858 code for a protein of 285 amino acids.